UGGGGUGUUUUUGUUUUCGCGAACAUGAUGACCAGAAACGACAAAGCCAAGGAGUCAAAACAUAUUAGAUGUGUAAUAUUGUUCGAUAACAAUCCGUCGGCGAUAUAUCGACCCGGAGAUACCGCAAGCGGAAAAAUAGAACUCACAUUGGAUAAAAAUAAAAAAAUCAGAGGCCUAUGUAUGCAAAUAUGCGGCUUUGCAGCAACCAAUUGGAUCGCCAAGGUGAAAAAUGAUUCAGACAACAAGAAACAAAAGACGAAUUUCAGUGGCCGCGAAGAUUACUUCAGCACAAGCAGUUACUUCAUUGGAUCCGAUGUGGGAAACGCGUUGGAGAUGAUUGCUGGUUCCUAUAGCUACCCCUUCUCAUGUGUAAUACCAGCCAAUGUUCCAGCUUCCAUGGAAAGCAAAUACGGUCACAUCCGAUACGUAGUGAGAGUCUCCCUGGAACGACCAUGGAAACACAACAUCACCUACCAGGCUCUGAUGACCGUUAAAACAGUGUACGAUCUAAAUCUUCUGUCGGAGAGGUUAUCAUUUCCUGCUAUGGCUGAAACAGUUUCCUCAUUCUAUUUUGGCCUCACCGAACCAUUGACAGUGAGCGCCAGUAUACCUCGCUCUGGUUAUGCACCAGGUGAAAUUAUAGAGCUAAAAAUUCACGUUAACAAUCACAGUAUCGUGGAUAUGAGGUUUGUCUCUAUCAAACUUAAAAGAAUUGACACAUUCAUCAGUCAGGUACCGAGGAUCAAACAACAACUAGAGCACACCAUAAUAGAAGAAAGACAAACGGGUAGAAUACCUAGGAGACAAUCUCUUCGAUUUGAGGAGAACAUUCUCAUCGGUUCCGGUAGUCCAAGUGAUGACACCCGUUGUCACAUAAUCCAUACCAGAUACGAGAUCGAAAUCGUACUCCAUCCUGUUCGAUCACGGAAGAGACCCACAGUAAUUCUUCCUGUUACACUCGGAACGUUGAGAAUACAAAAUAAUAAUAUCUACCCGAAUAUAAUCAUCGAAAAACAACGCGAAGCUCUGCUUGGCUACGCUCAAUCAGUUCCAUCGUUAGCAGCGAUAGAACAAGCCGCCACCGCACCUCCGUCGUAUCUGGAAUUACCGACUGCCAGUUCUUCCCGUGCAUAUUCCAUAUCAUCCAACAUGACCGUUGAAGAACUCUCCGAAGACGAAGGAGGGAGCGAAACAGAACCGAUUACAAUGAGAGAUUAUUAAGUUGAUUGGGAAGAAGAUCUAAAAUGUGGAAUGAGCUGGGUGCUGUUAACACCCAGUACAGUACACAUGAAUUCAAAUAGACUCAGA
Messenger RNA from Toxorhynchites rutilus septentrionalis, 1308 nucleotides. RefSeq names its product arrestin domain-containing protein 17-like. The record is from RefSeq and is a predicted model, not a curated record. Lineage: Eukaryota; Metazoa; Arthropoda; Insecta; Diptera; Culicidae. The transcript is spliced from 2 exons. Gene Ontology annotation, cellular component: cytoplasm. Gene Ontology annotation, biological process: protein transport. The coding region runs from base 25 to 1221 and encodes 398 amino acids.